Aureobasidium subglaciale EXF-2481 is the source of this 829-nucleotide messenger RNA. RefSeq lists its product as uncharacterized. The record is from RefSeq and is a predicted model, not a curated record. The transcript is spliced from 2 exons. NCBI's taxonomy places the organism in Eukaryota, Fungi, Ascomycota, Dothideomycetes, Dothideales, Saccotheciaceae. The coding region runs from base 149 to 829 and encodes 226 amino acids.
AACCAAGACCAACACUUUGUCUGACUGACAACACACCGAGGAAUAUAUCACUUUCUAACUUCGGAGACAGCAUUUUUGCGUCUGCGGUCUUUUUCUUGUGGCUUUCUUCGCGCGCUUGACGCAAGGCUCCCUCACACUUUAAAUCGAGAUGUCACAAAUGCUUCACACUAAGGUCAAUGAGACUGUUCAAGAUCUCUACGACAGCUUACGUGUAUCUCACGGCAUAACACCAACCGUGGCCGAAGUACAACACCUCAAGGAUGUCAUCCUCAGCAUCGGCCACAGCAGACACAACAAGAUCGAACCUGCUCUACUAUUCUUCAUCCCCAGAUCGGCUUUGAAGUUUUUGCAGGACACUUUGCUGAUCGGUUGGAUUGAGGCACCUGGUUAUCCUAGAGCAGAGGCUUGGUACAAGUUUUCUGGCAAGAGCAAUGUUUAUGCCAAACCUGGUGCGCCUCGUGGCUCUCUUUACACAAACUUGGAUCCUUUGUGUGAUGUUUGGUGUCAGGCUUUGGAUGAUGUGCUUGUUUUGGACGAGAUCGAGGAUAGGGCUGUGCAAUACGCAUACUUUGCCGCCGUGGUUGCGAUUCUGAGAGCCGAUCCACCACCUCCAUCGUUUGAGGAUCAUCCGGCCUCCGAUACGGUAGCCCAGCAUCGUACUUCUCCCGUCAAGGUUCGCAGAUCCUCAAUGCUCGACGCCCCAAGAUCCUCACGCAAGAAGAGAAGACUGGUCAAGAGAGAGGAAGCAUUCCCCAUCAUCGACCUCACAGAGUCAGAUACUGGCGAAGCUGUCACCCUCGAGCCUCACUCGGCUCUGAGAUCCCACUAA